Messenger RNA from Herpailurus yagouaroundi (jaguarundi), 1049 nucleotides. RefSeq lists its product as uncharacterized. The record is from RefSeq and is a predicted model, not a curated record. NCBI's taxonomy places the organism in Eukaryota, Metazoa, Chordata, Mammalia, Carnivora, Felidae.
GGGGCCGGACCCCCAUCGGCAGCCCAGGAUCCAGGGGCAGCUUCUGGCUUCUUAGGGUACAGAGGGUGGGACUCUUCAGCCAGCCCAGCCCAGCCCAGCGAAGCCUCCUCUCCCACCGCUGGUGAGGAGACCUUCCUUCCCCUGGACAAGGCUGCUGACGAGCUGCUGAAGUGGUCUCUCCAAGCCCUGGCUGAGCCCAAGUCCAGGUCCGAGGGUUGGGGCUACACUUAUUUAUUGGGGGAGACAGCUCGCUCUCCCACCUCCUUCCUAGAAGGGAGGAGGAGGGCCCGAGGCCCAAGCAGGACCCAGCGGUCCAAACCCCUAGCUGCUCCAGGGUGGGGGACGUUGGUGGACCAUGGAGUCCCUGGUGCUGCCCCUCAGGUGGGACCCAGGUGUUCUCAGCUGUACCCUCUACCGAUGGCAUUUGUGUUUUUGAUAUUGUGUCUGUUAUUAUUUUUUAAUACAAAAAGAAAAAAAAAAAGACUUUGUGCAAUGAAGUUUGGGGACUGGGUGAGGGGAGCUCUUGGUGGAGGGGUGUGGCCCCGCUUCCAGGGAGGUGGUGGCGAGGGUGAGCGACCUCCUGCCUUCCUCCACACCCUUUCCAGCUGCGUUUGUCCUGGGCGGGAGAUGAAGGGCAACUUGAGUCUAGGGUUUGAGCGAGUUCCAGCGCGGACAGGUGCCCCACGGGGAGGGAGGCCCACCCAGCCGGCCAACACACGGAGACGGCCGGGUCUCCGUGGCCAAGGGACGGGAAGUCACGUGCCCAUCCAUGGUCGAACUGGUCGCCAGGGUGUGGGAGAAAGGAGGGGCGGGGAGUUAACCCUUCGGCUCAGGAGCCGGGGCGGGGGGGGGGGGGCCGGAGGGACAAAUCUUGGAACGGGGGUCACGGGGGACCCGCGGCAACAUUCGGUCUCUGAGAUUUCUCACGCACUGACUCCCGCGAGAAGCUGAUCUAUCUCCAGGCGCACGGCGCCUUCCGCCGGCGCCGUGGCUUAGCUGGUUAAAGCGCCUGUCUAGUAAACAGGAGAUCCUGGGUUCGAAUCCCAGCG